CGAUUGUUGGCGGGCGCCGCCAUCUUGGUCAGUGAGCUUGCGAGUGGCUGUGCGAGGAGUUGUACGUAUUUCGGUGAAACAAGCAAUUCGUAAGAUUUCCCUGAAAGCCCUUGUCUACUCGUCAAAUCCACGCGCAUCCAAGAUGUCGGAACGGGAGGACAAUGUUUACAAGGCGAAACUGGCUGAACAAGCUGAACGCUAUGACGAAAUGGUCGAAGCAAUGAAGAAAGUUGCCUCGCUGGACGUAGAGUUAACCGUCGAAGAAAGAAAUCUACUCUCCGUUGCGUAUAAAAAUGUAAUCGGAGCGAGGAGGGCAUCCUGGAGAAUAAUUUCUAGCAUCGAACAAAAGGAGGAAAACAAGGGUGCCGAGGGUAAGCUGGAGAUGAUCCGCCAGUACCGAUCUCAAGUUGAAAAAGAACUCAGGGAUAUUUGUGCGGACAUACUUGGCGUUUUGGACAAUCAUUUGAUACCUUGCGCCUCCACCGGAGAAUCUAAAGUAUUUUACUACAAAAUGAAAGGAGAUUACCAUCGUUACUUGGCCGAGUUUGCGAUCGGCAACGACAGAAAGGAAGCUGCGGAAAAUUCCCUGGUAGCCUACAAAGCGGCAAGCGACAUUGCAAUGACCGAGCUACCACCGACUCAUCCUAUUCGUUUAGGAUUAGCACUUAAUUUCUCCGUCUUCUAUUACGAGAUUUUGAACAGUCCUGACAGAGCGUGUCGCUUAGCAAAGGCCGCCUUUGACGACGCUAUUGCGGAAUUGGAUACUCUUUCCGAAGAGAGUUACAAGGAUUCUACCUUAAUUAUGCAGCUCCUUAGGGACAACCUCACGCUAUGGACGUCGGAUAUGCAAGGGGAUGGAGAAGGAGAGCAAAAGGAGCAACUGCAGGAUGUGGAAGAUCAGGACGUAUCGUAACUCUAGCUGUAGUGAGUGUAAUUUGCGCAUUUAAACUGAGACACAUGAAAAAAAAAAAAAAGCAAAAACUCUUAAUAACUCGUAAGCAAAAGAAAACAAUUCAAGCAGGUGACAGUUUGAAGUGGGAAGGGGAGAGAUCUUUAGCGAUCGCGUGAUUUUAAGCACGCGCAACGUAUGGUUACUCAAAAACAAAAUGAAAAUGAAACUAAAUCGUAUCAUUCGAUCCAGAAACACCACACACACACACACACACACACUUAUAUAAUACACAACAUACACAGGCGUGCGCGCACGCUAACGAACACGCGUACAUAUAUAUAUAUACGUACAUAUACAUAUACAUAUAUAAACGCACACAGAGACGCGCAUAAAAAUACAUACAUCGAGUUACGGUGCACAGCAGAGAAUUGUUGGAAGAAAUAAGUUAAUAAAAGAAAAAAAAGGAAAAAAAAAUAUACACAGGCACCUUUGGGUGGUGGUUACCAACGCGACUGGAAAGGGGUGAGAGAGAGAGAGAGUGAGUAUGGGGUGRGUGCGUGCGAUUGUACGUUCGUGUGGGUGUGCGUGUAUCUACGUACUUACGUACGUAUCUAUGCGUGCGCAUGCAUGUGAGAAAAAAAAAAGAAAAAAGAAAGAAAGAAAAUACCGACUAAAUCACAUAUACAUAGGGUGUUUUACUUGGCCCCUUUAUUACUCGAUCAAAAUUAAAACAUGAUUUACGAAUGUCGUUGAAAAUAAGCGCGUUCUCUUCAACAGAUUGAGCGGAAUAUAAUAAUAAUAAUAAUAAUAAUAAUAAUAAUAAUAAUAAUAAUAAUAAUACUUAAUUAAAGGUGACAAUGUUGAAAUGAAAAUAGUGCGUGCGCGUGUUGUUGGUUUGUACGGCUCUCAUUUUAACGGUAUUAUUCACACAUGGGACGAGCAAGCGCAUCAGAAGAAGAAGAAGAAGAAGAAGAUCAACAACAACAACAACAGCAGAAGAGCAACAACAACACAACAAGAAGUUAAUAAGAAGAUGAAGAAGAAGAAGAAGAAGGAGAAGAAAAGUUCGUCGUGUUUGUCCCAUUCCUAUUGUGUAUACUCUAUUCAUUUUACAAUAGAAAAAAAGCAAACGGCAAUCGAGCGUACAAUGUGUUCGAUUAUUCGUUCGAUUGUACAUUCGUUUAUUCGUUCGCGUAUUACCCCGGCCCUAAUCUCCUCCUCGUCCUCUUUCCCCGCUUUUUUACUGCGCGCAUGAUCGUCUCGCAUGCCAUGAUAAUAAAACGGUGUUAUAAAGUCUAUACGCGUAAAUUGAGCGUACAAUGAUCACUAUAUGUAUACAUGUAUGUGCGUGCGUGCGUGCGUGCGUGCGUAUGUGCGUGCCGUGCGUCUAAUAUGUAUGUAUAUGCAUGUAUAUGUAUAUAUAUAUAUAUAAUAUGGAGAAGCUUAAACACACAGGAACCAACCUUUCUCUUGAAAAAAGCAAGCGCGAGAGAGAGAGAGAGAGUGGGAGGGAGGGAGGGAGAGAGGUAGAGAGAGAGUAAGAGAGAAAAAUCAAUCGCGUCGUCGUCGUUCCUCCGUGUGAAACCGACGACGACGACGACGACGACGACAUCAUCAUCGGCAACAAUAAGAGGAAGGAAAACAGAAAAGACAAAAAUAACAAAAUAAUAAUUAAUAAUAAUUAUAAUAAUAAUAAUUAUAAUUAUAAUUAUAAUAAUAGUAAUAGUAAUAAAAAACGAGACCAAGAGUCACGCAUUCCGUGAAUAGAAAAUUCUUUUACCGAAGCUUAAGAUUUCCUUUUUUUCAUCGCCGUCUAAGAGAAGAGCGCGCGCUUGUUAAAAGAAAGCAAAUGAGAGAGAGAGAGAGAGAGAAGAAAAAAAUAGAAUAAUCAUCUUUAUCUAUGAUGGCAGCGACAGCAACAAGAAGGAAGGAAGGUAGCCUCUCCCAAGAAUGAGUAAAUAAUGAAAUAAAUAAAUAAAUAAAUGAAAUAGUCGAUGCAAUAAAGACGCCCAUUCAACUUAAAUAAUGGCUUUUUUCUCGAGAGCAAACUUUAUCGUCUAAUAAUAAAAUAUUAUAAAUAAUAAUCUUCGAAAGAAACUAUAAGUAUUAUUAUAUCGAAUUUUAAUAUCAGACUUUUCAUUGUAACUGCCUUUUUACGCUUCUCCGAGACAAAAGGGGGGGCAGAGAGAGAGAGAGAGAGAGAGGAGGAGGCGUUUGCGCAUAUUUAGGUCAAGGAGAAGCGUUGGAGAAAAAAGAAAACAAAGAAAAAA
This is a messenger RNA of Polistes dominula (European paper wasp), 3162 nucleotides long. It is a transcript of the gene 14-3-3epsilon, whose product is annotated as tyrosine 3-monooxygenase/tryptophan 5-monooxygenase activation protein epsilon. The record is from RefSeq and is a predicted model, not a curated record. NCBI's taxonomy places the organism in Eukaryota, Metazoa, Arthropoda, Insecta, Hymenoptera, Vespidae.